AUGAGAACACCAGAGUGGAACAUCUUCUGGAAGGCUAUGGAUCUUAAGAAAUCAAUGGAUCCCGACGAGUUGCUCAGACAAUGCCAACUUUUCUCCGCUGACCACUCUGGUGACGCCUACCCCGCUGAUGAUCAACUGGUUGCCACCGCCACCUACCUGGUAAAGGCAUUGGGUGGAAACAAACUCGUCGAUCCCAAUGUGCGUGAGCUUCACAUCGUGCCGUGCAAGCCAAGCACGAUCCAAGGUGCCAUGGCAGUCAGGGCAUUCGCCACUCUCAAUGAAUCAGUUAAUGAUUACCAGCAUUGGCCAAGGCAAUACUUUACCGUGAGACUGCUUAGAACAUUCCCAGUGCGAUAUCCCGAAGUUGGUCAAGAGGGAGAGCGUCAUCCAGACACACCUUCGAUGGCGGACUGUCGCGAACACCUUGACAAUGUGUUGGACUUGGCAAGAGACCAUUGGCGGUUGGAGAAUGGUCUAAACAGUGCUUUCAACAUCACUUUGUUGAACUAUGCCAUGCUCAAUGUUGAGGGAGACAAUGAACUGGAGGAGUACUUUGCGAACAAGGACAUCAAGAUACCGGUGCCAGGCACGUCUAUGUCCAUCGCACCAUCAGACAUCGUCCUGGAGAUUAAUGAUAUCUAUCAGCCGUACUUCUACUCCUUCCGUCAACACUAUGCCAAGUGUCACAAUGUACUGUGCCAGCUGGGUGCAAACAGAAGCCUCACCUCUGCCAUUGCGGUCAGGAAGAUCAAUGCCCAUCCCACGCCCAUCAUACCACUUGCCAAUUUACGUGCCAUUCUCGGUCUGUUCGCCAAGUGCAACGAGAAUGAUUUGGACCACCUCCUCACCAGCAAGAAUGUACUUGCCCCAAAGGCCGAAGUACACAGUGCCAAAUCUACCAAAUGCAAGAGACUCGACCUGGAAAAGGUCAACCUCAUACAUCCUAAACUGAACAUCACCGUCCAGGACAUUGGAUCAGUGGUGGAGGAGAUGUUGGACACUGACAAGUCGACCAUCCAUGAUGCUACUGCCUACCAGACACAACUGAAUGAGCGACUAAAGAAUCCCAUGAUCGGACAGCUGACCAAGUUGAUACUCGAGCUCGCUGAGAAGAAGUACAAGGAGGACAUCAUCCAGCAUGUUAUCACAUUCAUUGGCGUCGUCCAGAUCCAUCUUGCGACCAUCCACUCAAUCUUCACCUACAACGGCAUGGACAUCACCAAGGUGUCUGAAGGCUCGCGAUAUAUCUAUGAUCCAAACAACUACACUCUGACCAUCAGUAGAGACGUCAACCAGAAUGAAUGGAUCGACAUCAUUUGCGACAUCAUCAAGAAUGAGUUCAAAGUUGGCAGCCGCACCAACCUGUCCAUUCUUUUCAAUCCAAACAUGGAAAUGAAUAAUACGAUCACUGUGAUGAAGGCCAUGUACAAGGACAAUGCUGAGCUAUUCGAUGAUGUCCAGGUUGAGGCUGAUCAGCUGAACCGACACACGGGCAAUGGUGUGUACUACUCAGUCGACGGCACCAACUAUGUUAUGGACCCCAUCAACACGUUUGCUCAGGGCGAUAUGGCUUUGUACGCAGAGUACAACACAGAUGUCAUGAUCAGUGUGGUCGUUGGUAAGCCAGUUCAUCGCCUCUCGCACUUGGAUGAGAUAAAGUGUUAUCAUAUUGGCGAAUACAUCGUGCCAUCGUUCCAUCUGUUCAAGAUCACACCAUUCCACACUGGCUACAAACAUCGGAUGCAGAGAGUUGGACAGUUCAUCAAAGAGCUCAAGUCAUCGACUCUUCCAGAGGAAUCCAUUGAGUUUGCCCUCUACAGACUGAAGAACAACUGUCUGUCCAUCACCGAGUUCAAUCAGAUUGGCGCCAUGGUCAAGGAGAUCAGCAAGCCCGAUGUCCAACAAUAUCACAACCUUGGGGACGUAAUUGUAUUGCCUGACCUGUUGGCUCAAGGACUCAAGCCAGAGACUGCGCCAAAGACACCAAUCGACGAUACCUACCAAAAGGAAAGCAAUAUGAUGAAGGCCAAUAUAUACUUCAGCCGAGCCAACAAGACACUGGAUGAGCUCACAAUCUGUCACACGUCCUAUGCAGGUGUACUCGCUCACGAUAUCGUUCGUUGGUGUAUCCUAGCAGUACUGAUCAAGCAGGGUCUGCCAUUCAACACCAAGUCCAAGUCACUACACAGUCUACUACAUUCCCUUGGAACAGGUUUCAAACUUACAACAAUCACCGACAUACUUUGGCUUGACAAACUCUACCUCGACUAUGAAGAUCCAGAUUACAACGAAUCGAUGGAGCUUGACCUCGACAAAGAUAUAGUCACAUGUGUUGCAAUAGCAAGAGAUGCAAUCGACAUUACAAAUACACUCUUAUAA
This is a messenger RNA of Acytostelium subglobosum LB1, 2379 nucleotides long. RefSeq lists its product as hypothetical. The record is from RefSeq and is a predicted model, not a curated record. Gene Ontology annotation, molecular function: Hsp70 protein binding. The transcript has a single exon. NCBI's taxonomy places the organism in Eukaryota, Evosea, Eumycetozoa, Acytosteliales, Acytosteliaceae. The coding region runs from base 1 to 2379 and encodes 792 amino acids.